AUGGGGAAGGGGGCAGCGCGGAGGCUGUGGUUUCGUGCCCGGCCGCAGGACAAUCCGGUAGGAAUUGCGGCGCUGAACUGGCUGGUGGACGAUGCGCUGCAGAGUGGGACUGCCGCGUACGUCCCGGGUAGCAGUGUAUACAGUGAAACCUUUACGCUCAGAGGGCCUGGUCUGCACACCGUGAGGAUGCAGGCGCUCAACAUGCGCGGUGAGCGCUCGGAAUGGAUGGAGCGCUACUAUCUGAAUGAAGCCCCGGUACUGGAUGAGGCUCAGACACCCGCAGCGCCGGCUGCGUUUGACAUCCAGACUCCACAGAAUAUUACGGCCCGGGCCAGCGACCCCAACGGGGGAGAGCUGAUCUAUCUGGCCGCCAUUGCUGCGGGGCACGACGUUGCGGCGGACAGCAGUCAAUUUCGCGUACUGGGGGGCAGUGAGACAUCCGGGACUUCGGGUGUGCUGCAGAGUCUGCCGCUGGCGCUGGACAUCGGUCUGGGUGCGGGGGACUACACCCUGCGCAUUACAGUGGCAGACGAACAUGGCGGAGCGCAGGAUGUGUUGACGCGCAAUAUUGCGUUGACGGGCAGCACGACCCAGGUUGCGCCCGGCGCGCCCGCUGUGUACUGGGCAGCCGGGACUACGGGCUGGAGCAGCGGGGACGAGAGCGAUGCCGCAGCAACGGCGGGGUCCGCAGCGACGGUGCUGCCCUAUAAUCCUGCCGGGACUGUGGUGAGUGUAUCCGUGAGCGUUCAGGAUCGGCGCUCAGUGCCUGCUGCCAGCGGCUUUACCUAUGAGUGGUCGUUGAACGGUGUGGUAUAUGAGACGACCGGGGGGGAUACCUCGGCGCAGAGCAGCCGGAGUCUGGACGAUGGUCUGCGGGCGGGUGCGAAUACCAUUUCUCUGGUGGUAACCAAUGAUGACGGGGAAUCCAGUGCCCGGGCGCAGCGGCGCUUUUACCUGAACACCCAGCCGGAGUCGUUGCGCAUUACUGCGCCCACGGGCGCUCAGACGAUACAGCUUUCGGAGGGCAGCCGGGAGCUCAACUUUGCGGCAUCGGGCAGCGAUAGUGCGGACGACAGCCUGACGUAUACCUGGCAGCUGUACCGCAAAGAGAGUGACGGGAGCUGGAGCCUUGUGGAGACGAUGGGCACGACGACGGGCAAUGGUGCAGUACUGAGCUAUACGUUUACGCAGGCAGCCGGAGACUACCAGGUACGGGUUACGGCGCAGGACGGAUAUGGUGCGGCGGCAACGCUGGAAAGUCCGGGCAGCAAUGCUGUGGCUGUGCUGCUCAACGGUGCUCCGGUCGUCCGCUUUGUCCAGCCGACGGCGGGGAGCAGUGGCUCGGCGGUAGUGGGUCAGGAUGUGGACUUUGAGCUGGAGGUAACGGAUCCGAAUCUGGAUAGUGUGGAUCCGGCCAGUGACUUCCGCUACCAGUGGGAGUACCAGCGGCCCGACCAGUCCAGUUCAUCCAACUGGAACGCGCUGCCGGCGGGCAGUACGGUGGACAAUACGGCUCCCUACCGGAUGAAGUUGAAGACGGGAGGCUUUGCCUCAACGGCCACAGACCCGUACCGGAUACGGGUGAGGGUCAGCGAUGCGGCUGGCGGGGUCAGCACUGCGACCUACGCGCUGAGUAUGGCUGCCAACCGUCUGCCGAGUCUGGGUUUCACGGGAGCCACUCCGGCAGAUAAUGCGCGGUAUCAGCUGCGAACAGCAGCCGAGCGCAGUCCGGCACUGAAUUUUUAUACCGAGGCCACGGAUCCGGACGGGGACGCGCUGAGCUAUGGCUGGGAAAUUAACGGCUUGAGCGUGGCCGGAGAGACGGGAGCCUCGCUGCUCGCACAGACCUUUGCGUCGCCGGUCAGCGGGAAGAGCGCGACGGAGAUAGCCGGGAUGAGCGCGUCAGAGCGGCACCAGGUAUUAGUAACGGCGCUGGUGAACGAUGGCAUCAACGGGAAUGUAGCGCUUUCGCGGACGCUGCGCCUGAAUGUGGCCCCGCAGCUGGGCAGUGUGAGUGCAGCGGCUGCGGAGCUGGCGCUGGGCAGCAGCCUGAGGUACAGCGUGGUGGCCGAGGACCCGGAAGGGGACAGCCUGAGCUACCAGUGGCGGUACCGGCAGGGCACGAGUGGAGACUGGUUCUACUUUGGCACGGACAGCAGCGAAGCGUACUUCACAGCGCAGAGCAGCUGGUCUGCGGGAGAAUAUCAGAUUUCGGUACUGGUGAGUGACGGUGAAGGAGGCUCGGCAGAGUCGAGUCCGCAGAGCCUGAGGGUUUAUGAAGUUCUCCCGGUACCGGUGAUGAACGCGGCCAGCGCUGUAAGCACUACCGGCUUUACGGUGAACUGGAAUGCGGUGGCGGGUGCGGAUGGCUAUAAACUUUCGGGGUCAGAUGGGACGUCGGUUGACCUGAGCAGCACGUCGUAUACCCUUAGCGGCCUGAGCCCCGGGACAUCCUCUUUCUUCUAUGUCCGGGCCAUGGACAGCACCGGUGUAAAACGCGACAGCUCCUGGAGCAACGGCCGGGAGUUCGGGACGACACUGGCUGCGCCCUCUCUGAAUUCGGCGGCCAGCGAUGUAAGCACUACCGGCUUUACAGUGAGCUGGAGUGCAGUGACGGGAGCGGAUGGCUAUUAUAUCUCUUGGGGUAUGGGAGCGGAUGUGACGUUCGGUUUCAGCCGUGUGAGCGGCACAUCGCAUACCAUCAGUGGUCUGGAUCCCGGUGGCACCUAUGCCGUCAGGCUCCAGGCCACGGACAGUACCGAUGUGCACCCGGACAGUGUCUGGGUCAGCCGGGAGUUUAAGACUGCGCUGGCUGCGCCCUCCCUGAAUUCGGCGGCCAGCGAUGUAAGCGCCAGCGGCUUGACGGUGAGCUGGAAUGCGGUGACGGGUGCGACUAACUAUUGGAUUAAGUGGGGUCCUGACAGCAAUACGGAUGCGGGCCAGGGUUAUUACACGUCCACUUCAAUUUCCCUCAGCUCUUUGUCGGCAGGGACGCUCUAUUACGUAAAAGUCAAAGCUCUGGCUGAUGGCAGGGAGAGCGAUUGGAGCAGUACGGAAACCUUUAGUACGGAUACCCUUCCUGCUUUAGCUGCUCCCAGUCUGAAAUCUCAGGUCAACAAUAGUAUCAGUGGCUUUACGAUAGAAUGGGAUGCCGUUGAGGGGGCGGACAGCUAUGAGAUUUCGUGGGGUACUGGCAGCAAUGCCCAGGGCAGCACCGCUCAGGUCACGGGCACAACAUCAUACACCACCAGUGGUCUGAGCUCGGGUACGAUUUAUUACGUCAAGGUGAGGGCAAAGGACAGUACAGGGAACAGGCCACAGAGCAACUGGUCAGCGGUGGAGAUGUUCGGUACGCUCACUGUCAAUACCGGGUGGUUUUUCUGA
This is a messenger RNA of Saccostrea echinata, 3384 nucleotides long. RefSeq lists its product as uncharacterized. The coding region runs from base 1 to 3384 and encodes 1127 amino acids. The transcript has 2 exons. The record is from RefSeq and is a predicted model, not a curated record. Gene Ontology annotation, molecular function: protein binding. Lineage: Eukaryota; Metazoa; Mollusca; Bivalvia; Ostreida; Ostreidae.